This is a messenger RNA of Callorhinchus milii (elephant shark), 1556 nucleotides long. It is a transcript of the gene mad2l1, whose product is annotated as MAD2 mitotic arrest deficient-like 1 (yeast). The record is from RefSeq and is a predicted model, not a curated record. Gene Ontology annotation, biological process: mitotic spindle assembly checkpoint signaling. NCBI's taxonomy places the organism in Eukaryota, Metazoa, Chordata, Chondrichthyes, Chimaeriformes, Callorhinchidae. The transcript has 5 exons. Bases 33 to 659 code for a protein of 208 amino acids. Gene Ontology annotation, cellular component: nucleoplasm; cytoplasm; kinetochore.
CGUGCGCAGUGGCGAGCAGUUUGAACGUUGAGAUGGCGGGUAAACAAGCGGCGCGAGAGGGCAUCACCCUGAGGGGCAGCGCGGCCAUUGUGUCUGAGUUCUUCAGUUAUGGAAUCAACAGCAUCUUAUACCAACGUGGAAUCUACCCAGCAGAAUCCUUCAAACAUUUACAGAAAUAUGGACUUACAAUACUCGUCACUACAGAUCCAGUUCUCAGCAACUAUCUGAAAAAUGUAGUCGAACAGUUGAAAGAUUGGUUAUCCAACCACUCUGUGCAAAGGCUUGUGGUGGUAAUUAACAGUAUCGAAGCCAAUGAGGUUCUGGAAAGAUGGCAAUUUGAUAUUGAGUGCGACAAAACCAUGACUGAUGACAGCCAACCAAGGGAGAAAACUGAGAAAGCGAUUCAAAGUGAAAUUCGAUCUGUUAUUAGACAGAUUACUGCCACUGUGACUUUCUUGCCUUUGUUGGAAACUGCGUGUUCUUUUGAUCUUUUGAUCUACACAGACAAAGAUUUGGUGGUGCCGGAGAAAUGGGAAGAAUCGGGACCACAGUUUAUCAACAACUCAGAAGAAGUCCGGCUUCGAUCUUUCACCACCACCAUUCACAAAGUGAGCAGUAUGGUUGCAUACAAAAAAAUAGAUUCCUCUAAUGGGACAUAAGUGUUCAAUGUUGUUCUUGUAUAGUAAACUGUCUUGUAAGCAUUUGAAUUACUGCCAUUUGAUCAUUGCAAUACCUAUAAGACUAAGUCUAUAAAGUGUCUGGAUUAUAUUUUCUCCUGUCCUUGUUUCAUACCUUGAUAUCAGUUUUUAUUUUUGUUUCUUUUCCCAAUGAAUAGUUGGAAAAUGUUUGUCAUGGCAUAUGUUCAAAAAAUGUGUUGUGAUAGAGUUUGGAAAAGCAUACUGUUGUACCUGUACAUGUGUAUAUGUUUACAUAUAUACUGCUGACUAAUCCUGAUUCUGUUUGACUGCUUUUGGAGAAGAAAUGUGGCAGAGCAUAGGGCACAAUUUACCGACCACCUACAUUCAGUUCUGCUGGUUGGAAAGAGCUCUUAGGACAUCUGGCUCUUUUCAAUCAAAAUAGAAUGGUAGCACAGGAGGCUACUUUUAUAACUUAAAGAAAGUAAAAGGUGGAUUUUAUACUCGCUGUGUUUAUACUGAGACUGUUGUGAAGCAAAAGUGAUCCAAAAUUCUUCGAGAUAAUUUCACAUUAAUGUUCUUGGAAUCGGGCUGGCACUGGCAUUUGUACUGAACAUUUUGACACUUGCAUGUUGUAUGUCACCAGUGCAACACUGGUGCCAAAGUGCAGAAUAAAAUGGGCAGAUAAACAUGCCUGUGAAAUUGAGCUCCAUUCUGAUCAGCUAAAUAUAUUUAUUAGAGCUAAUGUGGGAAAGAAACAAUUUAACAGCUUUAGGUUUAGAUUACUUAUCAAAAUAUUUUAGCAACAACUGGGCUGCAGAAGCUUGAAAUUCCUUUAUUUUCUUUCAAACUGUUUUGAAAUUAAAUCUUGUCAUUGUAGGAUAUAAGAAUUUUUUUUAAAAAAUAAAGAUAUUUCAAAGA